AUGAACAUGGCGUGUGUUGGGGAUUUCGACCCGUUCACCGCGGCCAUACCCGCCACUAAAGUUGAGCUGACCAUAUCUUGUAGAAAUCUUUUGGACCGAGACACGUUUUCCAAGUCUGAUCCAAUCUGUGUGCUGUACACUCAAGGAAUAGCCAACAGGGAAUGGAGAGAGUAUGGCAGAACUGAGGUCAUAGACAACACCCUAAAUCCUGACUUUGUCCGCAAGUUCAUCCUGGACUACUUCUUUGAAGAGAGGCAGAAUCUACGCUUUGACUUAUAUGAUCUGGACUGCAAGAGCGACAAUCUGUCUAAACAUGACUUCCUGGGUCAGGCCUUCUGCACCCUGGGAGAGGUAGUAGGCUCCUUAGGAAGCCGCUUGGAGAAGCCACUGAUUGGAAUCCCAGGGAGGAAAUGUGGCACGAUCAUAGUGAGGGCAGAGGAGCUGAGCAACUGCCGGGAAUCGGUGAUGCUUCAAUUUUGUGGCAACAAGCUCGACAAGAAGGACUUCUUUGGAAAAUCCGACCCAUUCCUCGUAUUUUACCGCAGUAAUGAAGACGGAUCGUAUACCAUUUGCCAUAAAACAGAGGUGGUGAAGAACACUCUGGACCCAGUGUGGCAGGCCUUUAAAAUCCCGGUCAGAGCCCUGUGUAAUGGAGACUACGACAGGAGCAUUAAGGUGGAGGUAUAUGACUGGGACCGAGAUGGAGGUCACGACUUCAUCGGGGAGUUCAGCACCAGUUACAGGGAGAUGUCUAGAGGCCAGGCACAGUUCCAUAUGUAUGAGGUGCUAAACCCAAAGAAAAAAGGAAAGAAGAAGAAGAAGUACCAAAAUUCUGGAACGGUCACGCUGCUGUCCUGCCUGGUGGACACAGAGCUCUCCUUUCUUGACUACAUCAAAGGCGGCACUCAGAUCAAUUUUACGGUGGCAAUUGAUUUCACUGCGUCGAAUGGCAAUCCAUCCCAGCCCACGUCACUCCAUUAUAUGAGCCCUUACCAACUAAAUGCUUAUGCUAUGGCAUUGCGGGCUGUUGGAGAAAUCAUCCAGGACUACGACAGUGACAAGAUGUUCCCUGCACUGGGGUUUGGUGCCAAGCUACCCCCUGAUGGACGGGUCUCGCACGAGUUUGCCCUGAAUGGUAACCCACAGAACCCUUACUGCAGUGGAAUUGAAGGGGUGAUGGAGGCCUAUUACAAAAGCCUGAAGUCUGUGCGUCUGUAUGGACCAACCCACUUCUCCCCAGUCAUCAACCAUGUGGCCAGGUAUGCAUCAGCUGUGACAGAUGGAUCACAGUACUUCAUCCUCCUCAUCAUCUCCGACGGUGUUAUCACAGACAUGGCACAAACCAAGGAGUCCAUAGUCAAUGCGGCCUCUCUUCCCAUGUCAAUUAUAAUUGUUGGUGUUGGACCAGCAGAAUUUGAUGAAAUGAUUGAGCUGGAUGGGGACGAGGAGAGGAUCUCAUCCCAAGGACGAUUUGCGGAGAGGGAUAUUGUUCAGUUUGUCCCAUUCAGGGACUACAUUGAUCGACGUGGGAACCACAUCCUCAGCAUGGCCCGCCUGGCUAAGGAAGUGCUGGCUGAGAUCCCUGACCAGUUCCUGUCUUACAUGAGGACCCGAGGGAUCAAACCAGGCCCCUUGCCGCCUCCAUACACCCCAGCUGCACACCCUCUCCUCACCAGACGAGUAAGCCGGAUCUGA
Messenger RNA from Lampris incognitus (smalleye Pacific opah), 1695 nucleotides. RefSeq names its product copine-8-like. Gene Ontology annotation, biological process: cellular response to calcium ion. NCBI's taxonomy places the organism in Eukaryota, Metazoa, Chordata, Actinopteri, Lampriformes, Lampridae. Gene Ontology annotation, molecular function: calcium-dependent phospholipid binding. The transcript has 20 exons. Gene Ontology annotation, cellular component: plasma membrane. The coding region runs from base 1 to 1695 and encodes 564 amino acids. The record is from RefSeq and is a predicted model, not a curated record.